Molecule: messenger RNA, 408 nt
Organism: Ilex paraguariensis (yerba mate)
Lineage: Eukaryota; Viridiplantae; Streptophyta; Magnoliopsida; Aquifoliales; Aquifoliaceae
Source: the annotation of a GenBank genome assembly
AUGGCUUCCUACACUCUAAGAAGAAUAUAUAUUAUCAUCAACUUCAUUGUCGUGAUCAUCACCACCAUACUCUUCUUCUCGCUACACAGUCUGAGUUCAUCAAACAAAGAGGAAACGAUGACUAUUGGAGGUUACGAGCGAUCAAGAAUGAAGCAUUGUGUUGGGCUCUUCUUUGAUCCUCCACCGCCUCCAAUAUGGCUCUUCGAUGAUGAACGCAUGAAGAAUAAGAUGGACAAAAAUCUUUGUAAAGAUAUGCUUCGUGCGGUUGGCGAAGUACAAAACAAAUGGAGUGAAUUACCCAUUGGUUAUAUUGAAGUCCUAAAAAAAGUUCCUCGAUCUAAGAAGAACUCAAAGGCUCUAAACGAGUUUCUUCAACGAAAUCAUCCCAUUUACGGUUUCACCUACCAA